UUAGACUGAGUUAAUUAUUUUGCAUUUCUGCAUUUAUCCCAGAGAAGAAGGAUUGACGCGUGAACCUAUUGUGAAUUUAUUGGUAGCCUUGACAACAGCCAGGUAUUCAUAUCCAGCCAUUCCUCCUUUAGCUGCACCUACAUACGUUUUAACACGUAGACGCAGAGCGACGCCAAUUCAAAAAUAGACUGUCCACAGUUCUACUAGUCUGUCCUUCCCUGCCGUACGAGUUGGUCCAAAUUUCAGUGGCUCUCGACUGCUCUCGUCGUCAAUCGUUUAUUGGUCAUCAUCACAGUCAAGGAGUAAUCAAGCCAUAAAUUAUCGAUAUUUGUGAUCUAAAAUUGAAACAGCUCUCACACUUUAUUUGAAUGUUCUCAACCGUAUCUCUACUUAACGUUUAACUUGUUUUAUUUAAUCAUUGUUGAUUCAAGAUGUGCGUCUGUUUUAAUUGUCAUUUCAUUUUGAUAACUGCGUCUUACAAUUAAGAUAGUCAUUGUCCUCGGUGAGAUUUAGAUAAAAAAGAAACGUAGGUUACUCCACGCUGUAACCAAUCCGUUUCAAAUGAUUUUGAAGAAUUGUUCAUUACUGUCCUUACUAACAGAAGGAUGAAAAUCAUCAGAUAUAUCUUCUCCGUGUAUCUUUUAUGGAAAUAGUUUCUUAUAUUUUUUUUUUACGAAAGAAUUCACUCUUGGCUUCGUUUUAAACGACAUCGUAUUUACAUUAUCUGGAACUUCAUGAGUAAUCAGUUGGCUGGUUGGAAUUUUUCAUCUGAUUUAAUUGCGACUAAGAGAUCCUCUUACACCUACGAAAUUAUUGCACCACACGUACCUUAAAAAUCUGUGGGUUUGACCUAGUGUGUUAGUUACUGUGUCAGUGACAUAGAAAGGCGGUGUAUCAUUCUGAGAGUUCGUGAGCUUAAAAGAGCAUCGUAUCGGGGUGCAAGAAUAUAACGUAACAAUCAGCUUGUGUGGUGUCACUUGGAUUCGACGUUACGGAACUGUUAAUAAUAAUUUUAUCGAUCAAACUGUAAUACGCAAAGUGCGUUGAAAAAAAAUAUCCCAAACGAACUGUUGGCGUUGUGACAGUGUAUGGAUGUCGAGAGCGCGAGGCGAUACACAAAAACGGAAGAUGUCUCCAGUGUAUCAUCCUUUUCACAGAAGAGAUGCGUCGCGUGGUUUAGGGAGUACACAACGCCGGAUGAUCCAGACACACUUGGACCUGAGGGAAUGGAGAAAUUUUGCGAGGAUAUUGGCGUAGAGCCAGAAAAUGUGGUGAUGCUCGUUCUCGCGUACAAAAUGAAUGCCCGUCAAAUGGGCUUUUUUACACUGAACGAAUGGCUGAAGGGUCUCUCUGAGCUUCAAUGCGAUUCCAUCACAAAAGUACAACAAAAGCUCGAAUACCUAAGAAACCUGUUAAACGACCCACAUACGUUCAAGGGGAUCUACAGAUACGCUUAUGACUUUGCUAGAGAUAAAGAUCAACGCAGUAUGGACAUGGAAACGGCGCGAGUGAUGCUACAGUUAUUGUUAGGAAAGCAUUGGCCGCUGUUCGCGCAGUUUGCACAGUUCCUAGACCAGUCGAAGUACAAAGUGAUCAAUAAAGAUCAGUGGUGCAACAUUUUGGAGUUUUCGCGCACGAUCAAUCACGAUCUGUCCAAUUACGACUUAGACGGAGCAUGGCCGGUAAUGCUCGACGAAUUCGUUGAGUGGCUGAAAGUGCAACGAGGUGAAGGAUCGUCCUCGGCAGAAGCACGGGGUAGCUGAAACAACCGAUCAAAACUAAACUCACUUUAUUAAGAAGUUCUCCCCCUCUCUUCCUCCUGUUAUCUAUCGCCUAUCCAAUAAUCCAAACCUAAUCCUUAUUAUCCUUGAACAUCGUCAAUCUUUUUUGUUCUUCGAUCUCUUCUCUAUGCCUACACGUCCCCUCGAAAUACAUUAAUCUGUUAAUUAAUUAAAUUACUUUUGAUUCAGAACUUCAAUUUACGCCGUUUUAGUUAUCGUUAGUUUUAAUAGUGUUAUAUCCUUUUGUUCUCUCUCUCUCUCUCUUCCCGAGACGACGUAGCUUACCGGACGUUGCUUGUCCUAGUUAAUUUUACCGUGUGUUCUGCAAUUGACUGUGCUUAGAGAGACUUCGACGGGUAUAAAUAGAGGCCGAACCUUUUCUCAUUAUUAUAUGUAAUUGUCAUUUUUGGCAUUUGUCGGUAUACCAAGAAGCGACGAGCUAUUAAGAGGGAUCGUUAAUUUAUUUCUUGCGAUUAAUCAUGGACAAUGCUACAUGAGUCGAUACAACAGACAACUUUGGUAUUGCAGUUGUUACGGGAUGGAUGAGUAUCGUGCGACACGUAAGGAUGUCCUUAUACUUUGUUUUUACUUCUGCUCUCGCCCUGUUUUUUGAAUUUUGCGAGAAAUACAAAAAAAAAGACUGCCUUUAUUCAGAGCUUCAAGUAUAUUUUUGCUUAUGCAAGUUUAUCUCCUAUAUCCGCACGAUAAUACUUAGAUCCAUUUCGGAGAAUCAUAUUGAUUCGAUGAUUCUAAUAGAGACCUACAAUGAUGCAUGCAGUCAUCUCUAAUCUUCUGGAGGAAGAUUUUUUAUCUUCCAUCCUUAAGUUUUUUAUUUCUCAUUCAUUUAUCGAAUUGUCAUUGUCGACUUCUCUUGAGAUGAUGCUGGUGACACUUGAUCGUCUCUUAAUUAAUACCCACGUCUCUUUGCUUCUCGCGAUUACAAAGUAAACAAAUUCUAUGCACAGUCAUGUAUAAGAUUUGCUGGUGAUAAUCGAAGAAUGUAAAUCAAUUUAAUUAUUCGUUUUACGUAAAACAUAAUAGACCAGUGGGCCUCGUGCAAGCGAGCUUUGCAAGCUCGCAAUUUUGCUAAUCAGCAAUUGUUGUUUUAAUAUUGGCUGAAACUCUUUAAGGAUCAAUAGAAGAGGCCCGGACAAAAGAAAAUUGUGGUUUCGUACUAGUUCAAUUAAAUAAAUUAAUUUCUUUGUUUCAA
Messenger RNA from Cephus cinctus (wheat stem sawfly), 2991 nucleotides. RefSeq names its product DCN1-like protein 4 (gene SCCRO4). The transcript has 4 exons. The coding region runs from base 1089 to 1763 and encodes 224 amino acids. NCBI's taxonomy places the organism in Eukaryota, Metazoa, Arthropoda, Insecta, Hymenoptera, Cephidae. Gene Ontology annotation, biological process: protein neddylation; positive regulation of ubiquitin-protein transferase activity. Gene Ontology annotation, cellular component: ubiquitin ligase complex. Gene Ontology annotation, molecular function: ubiquitin conjugating enzyme binding; ubiquitin-like protein binding; cullin family protein binding. The record is from RefSeq and is a predicted model, not a curated record.